Messenger RNA from Neodiprion fabricii, 4411 nucleotides. It is a transcript of the gene SMC5, whose product is annotated as structural maintenance of chromosomes protein 5. Gene Ontology annotation, biological process: double-strand break repair via homologous recombination. Bases 237 to 3329 code for a protein of 1030 amino acids. Gene Ontology annotation, molecular function: ATP hydrolysis activity; ATP binding. Lineage: Eukaryota; Metazoa; Arthropoda; Insecta; Hymenoptera; Diprionidae. Gene Ontology annotation, cellular component: Smc5-Smc6 complex. The record is from RefSeq and is a predicted model, not a curated record. The transcript has 13 exons.
CUGGUGCCAACUUCAAACCAAAGGCAGUAUGCGUCCAGCGUCGUGGGUCGCCGUGGGAUAUUCACACCGGAGUACGUAGUACCGAAGCAAAAAUAAAAAGUUUUGAACCUCGUGUAAGAUCGAAGACAAGCAUUUGAUCGUGAGAUUCGUUUUAACUCUAGCAAUGGUUUUUCGAUAAAAAUGAUACAUGCCAAGUGCAGUUUGCUUGAGUUUAAAAAUCACUUGACCAAUUUACAAUGGCUAAUAGCAAUGUUGAACGUGGCAUUAUUGUCAAGAUAUGCGUUGAAAAUUUUGUGACCUACGAUCAUGCGAUAAUAAAGCCAGGCCGAAAUCUAAACGUUAUCAUUGGUCCCAAUGGUACAGGUAAGUCUACAAUUGUGUGCGCCAUAGUCCUGGGCUUGGGAGGGAAACCAAAAGUUAUUGGAAGAGCGUUACAUGUGGGAGAGUAUGUGAAAUCUGGUCGGCAGAAAGGGAAAAUAGAAAUCGAGUUGAAAAACCCAGGGAAAAAAAAUCAUAUUGUCACCAGAACGAUAACGUCGGAUGGACAUACGCAAUGGAUGCUUAAUGGAAAACAUGUAAGCCUGAAAGAGGUGGAACAAUUGACCACGAGCCUCAACAUUCAAGUUGACAAUCUGUGUCAGUUUUUGCCACAAGAUAAAGUUCAAGAUUUUUCUAAAAUGAAUCCCCAAGAGCUGCUCGAAAACACAGAACGAUCUGUGGGAGACCCUAUACUGCUUGAAUAUCACACUAAGCUGAAAGAGUAUCGAAAGCGACACAUUGAUCUGCAGGAACAACUGAUUAACAAAGGUAACUUGCUUGAACGACAGACACAAAAGUACGAUAGAUUGAAGGAGAUUGUUGGCGGUAUUAAAGAACGAACUGCUAUCAAGACAAAGAUCUUAAACCUGAAACAAAAAAAAGCUUGGCUCCAGUACGAUCAAGGUCGUCAGCAAUUAAUGGAGGCAAAGCAAGAGUGGGAUGCAGCUUCCAAAGAACAAGAAAAAUUAAGAGAAGCUAUGAAACCAAUUGAUAAAGAUGUGACCAAGAUAACGUCUCGUUAUAGUGAUGCUGAGCGUGCAGUUAAUUCACAAAGUAAACAAUUGGUGACUAAAGCUCGCAACUUGAGGAGUAUGGUUGAUCAACUUUUAUCAUACGAAGAAAAAAUUCAGGAAAGAGACAAAUCACUUGCGGCUCAAAUACAUGCAGAAGUAACUCGCGAUCAGGAGAUUGCCAAUGCACAACAGAUGAAAAGCAAGCUUGAAAAUGAUCUCGAACUUAUUACCAAUGAGUUUGGAGAUGAGAAAUCCCUGGUGGAAAAACAACAAGAUAUAUUACAUCGUAUCGAAAAUCACAGAGCUUUCAUAAACAAGUUCGCAAGUCACGUACAUAGAUUCAAACAAGAGGAGGAUCAGAUCAGGUCACAAAUACGAGUCCUUGAGGGAGAGCUGCAGUCUGUCAAAGAUGUGGAGAGGCAACGUUUAGCGUUGUUGAGGCAGAGGAGCCAGGAUGCAUACAAGGCUGUCGUAUGGUUGAGAGAGAACACUGACAAAUUUUCUCGCAUAAUUCACGAACCAAUGUUAAUCAAAAUUAACGUCAAAAGUGCAAAAUAUUCAAAGUAUUUCGAGAAUAUUAUUUCAAAUCGUGAUUUAUGCGCAUUUGUUUGUGAGAACAAACAAGACAUGAAUUUGCUGAUGCAGUUUUUGAGAGAUCAGGAAAAACUCCAAAUCAAUUGCGUUCAUUCAGAUCCUGACAAAAUAAUCAACAUGAAUCCUAAUAUACCUAUCGAGAAUAUUGCACAAUAUGGCUUUGAGUACUACUUGAGCUCACUUGUCGACGCCCCUCAGACUAUUCUCAACUAUUUGGUAAUGAACUAUCGAAUACACAACAUACCAGUGGGGAAUGACAGUGUUGAAAAUAACGCUCAAGACGUUCCUUGGGCAAUAAAUUGCUUUUAUAGUCGAAAUAAAUCAUACUUUGUAUCUCAGUCUAAAUACACCCGCGAAAAAUCCACCAAAAUGUCAACCGUUGCAGGCAAUGGUUCUCUUUCUGUAAUCCUGGAUACCGAUAAGCUGAAUGACAUCCAACAACGAUUGAGAUUACUUGUGGAACGUAAGACAGCAGUAGCACAAAAAGUUGUAGCAAUUGAAAAGAAACUCGAGGACGCUGAGAAAGAAAUGGUAGAACUUAGGGCAGAAAGAGGACAGUGUCAGCAUCACAUUGAACAAAUGAAGACAGUCAGAUCCAGAAUCGCGAUGACAACACAACGAAUCGAUUUGCUACAGGCGCAGAGAACGAGUAUCGAAGAAAUCAAGGAAACGUGUAAGAGAGAAAUUCAGGCUGUCGUAAAAGCGCAAAUCAAAGUUUAUAAGAAAUAUAAUGAAGCUUUGGAGGAAUACAUAGAGACCAGUAAAAACGGUGCUCAUUCUAAGUUGGAGAUGAAACUAUUGCAACGCACGCUAGCUGCCAAAACAAAUGAAUAUCGUGAGAUGAAAGAAAGAUGCGCUGCAGCUGAACGAACUGUUCGUAAAUGUGAAAUGGAAUUACAGCCCUUGAGAACCGAAGCAAGCAGAUUGCGAGAAGCUGCCAAGGUUAUGACAAAUGGUCUUGAACCCCAAAAUAAAGAUUUUGCCAAAUUGAACAAAGCUUUUUCAAAAUUGCCUAACAAUAUUGAAGAUAUUAAUGAUGAAUUAAAAGUAUCUCAAGCAAAAGUCUUCUGUUUGGGUAACAAUGCAGAUGGAGACAAUGUUCUUCAAGAGUUUGAAAAAGUAAAAGUUGACGUUGAAGAGUUGAAACAAUAUAUAGAAGCAAAGACUGCUGAAGUUCACAACAUUAAUCAAGAGAUGGAAAAUAUUCGCAAGAAAUGGAUACCGCCGUUGCAACAAUUAGUUGAGGAUAUAGAUAAAAACUUUAGUUCAUAUCUAGCCAGCCUGAAUUGUGCCGGAGAAGUAUCUAUAACUCAUGGAGAAAAUAUUAUGGAUUUUGAAGAAUACGGACUAAAGAUUCGAGUAAAAUUUCGUGAUACUGAUGAACUUCAAGAAUUAACGCGAACGCAUCAAAGUGGAGGGGAAAGAGCAGUAACUACCGCGAUAUACAUGAUCGCCUUACAAGAAUUGUCGACAGUUCCAUUCCGUUGUGUCGAUGAAAUCAAUCAGGGUAUGGACGCAAUCAACGAGCGUCGAAUCUUCGAACUGAUUGUUAAUAUCACAGGCAAAUCUAAUGGAUCUCAGUACUUCUUGCUCACGCCAAAGCAACUUGUCCUGUUGGUUGGAACUGUUUAUUCGAUGACGUCUUCUGAAAUUGAAAAUUUAACUUCUAUCGCCGAGCAAUAGUUUGGAAAUGAACCACAUACGGAAUCGUAAGAUUGGUAAGACGCAGUAUUAUUUGUACAGUCGAUUCAACAGUUGAAUGACAGUAUAUCUAAAAACCAAAACUUGACGAGUUUUAAGUCUUAACCUGAAUUAAGGUCAGUUUUUGAAUUCGUGAAAAGCGUUUGCUGAAUACUUGUAGUAAUUGUUGCAAGUUCGAAUUGAAUUCUGUCAUGAUUGAACAGGGAUUACUUAUUAAAUAAGCAAUUUUCAAAAACCCUUUAACAGGUGUAACUCACCUAUGGACGAAUCUAUUUUAUUUCUACUAUUACGGGACUGUAGCUUUCCGUGAGCUGACUUUUCGUCUUCUUUUCGGAAAGGCAAAUCCGAUUCAGAAUUCGCGAUAGGUUUGCAACACGUUGCAAUUCCCUGAAAUCCGAAAUCAGUUUUCAUUUUUUAACGAGUAUCAAAAGUUUCUACGCGAUCGUUCUCGACGAGUGUCGGUCAGAAGAAUUUAAAAGAUUUGGUCCAUAGUUAAUUCGAAAAUGAAUUGAUCGAAGCUUUUCAAAAAUUUAAAGUGAAAAUUAGUUCAACAAUUGAGCAAAAAACUUAUACGGUGUUGAGAUUCUAGUGUAGACCGCAAUUUUUAAAUUAUCCAUCGUACCUUGAUUGUGGUGCAAUUACAUGCUCUGAAUAUACUUACCUGUACUAAAUCCAUGCGAGAAUCUAAGCUGAAUUGUUUUCCUGACAUCAGAAUGCCCCGAAUGCGACGUCGCAUAGCUGAAACAGUGAAAGAAUCUUGGAAAACUGGUGUGAUUGAAAUACGGGAAAAAAGAGCCGCGGGUAAAAAAAUCCCCAGGAUAUUCCUUCACUAUGCUUGUUGACAUAUAUUCGUGUAAUUCAUCGACCAUUGAUAGCCAUAAUUGAGUUUUUUGUGAGAAUUAAAUGCCUGAAGGAUUUUUCCAUAUUACCCGGGCUGUCCAUGGCUUCAGAUGGAUUACGUCCGAAGGUUUUCAUGCAUUCGUUGAAAACGUCGGCUGUGUCGUAUAUAGCCGCGAAGCUGCCGUUGACAAUUUUUGGAGACAUAGGUGAAUUGGCCAACAGAA